Messenger RNA from Manis pentadactyla (Chinese pangolin), 5950 nucleotides. RefSeq names its product ATPase phospholipid transporting 10D (putative) (gene ATP10D). The transcript has 24 exons. The record is from RefSeq and is a predicted model, not a curated record. Gene Ontology annotation, biological process: phospholipid translocation. Gene Ontology annotation, molecular function: ATPase-coupled intramembrane lipid carrier activity; magnesium ion binding; ATP hydrolysis activity. The coding region runs from base 324 to 4595 and encodes 1423 amino acids. NCBI's taxonomy places the organism in Eukaryota, Metazoa, Chordata, Mammalia, Pholidota, Manidae. Gene Ontology annotation, cellular component: plasma membrane.
UGUCUGCGAAGUGAUUUCCCCCCCCCCCAAAGGCAAAUGGCUGGCGUAGGGGCAUAAGCCGCCUCCAUUCUUCGGGCUUCUCUUUUGCAUCUUGGGACCCGUGACCGUCAUGCUGCGAUGUGUGCCGGGGAGGACUUGAAAUUGCCACAGCCGUCCUACUCAGCAACCACCACCCUGAGCAGACAGCAGCCAUCAACCUCAAGACCCUCUCCCAGAAAAAAGAUGACUCCCUGAAAGCUCAAAAUGAUGGUUAGCAUUUUUUAGCAAUAGAGCAUUUUAAAUUAAGAUCACCUGCACAACCUGGAUCUUGCUGCAUAUUGGACAUGACUGAGUUUCUUCAAUGGGCCAGAUACCACUGGCAGCGACUGAUCGGUGGCGCACCCAGGAACAAUGAUGAGAGGCCAUACAACUACUCCUCUCUGCUUGCUUGUGGGGGCAAGUCCUCUCCAAACCCCAAACUGGCAGGAAAGCACCGGAUUGUUGUUCCCCACCUCCGGCCCUUUAAGGAUGAGUAUGAAAAGUUCUCUGGAACCUAUGUGAAUAACCGAAUACGAACGACAAAGUACACACUUCUGAAUUUUGUGCCACGAAAUUUAUUUGAACAAUUUCACAGGGCCGCCAAUCUAUAUUUCCUGUUUCUAGUUGUCCUGAACUGGGUGCCUUUGGUAGAAGCCUUCCAGAAGGAGAUUACCAUGCUGCCUCUGGUGGUGGUCCUUACAAUCAUAGCAAUUAAAGAUGGCUUGGAAGACUACCGAAAAUACAAAAUUGACAAACAGAUCAACAAUUUAGUAACUAGAGUUUACAGUAGGAAGGAGAAAAAAUACGUCGACCAGUGCUGGAAAGAUGUCACUGUAGGGGACUUUAUUCGCCUUUCCUGCAAUGAGGUCAUUCCUGCAGAUAUGGUCUUACUCUUUUCCAGUGAUCCAGAUGGGAUCUGUCACAUUGAGACUUCUGGUCUUGAUGGAGAGAGCAACUUAAAACAGAGACAGGUGGUUCGGGGAUAUGCAGAGCAGGACUCUGAAGUUGAUCCUGAGAAAUUUUCCAGUAGGAUAGAAUGUGAAAAUCCAAACAAUGACCUCAACAGAUUCCGAGGCUUCCUAGAACAUUCCAACAAAGAACGCGUGGGUCUCAGUAAAGAAAAUGUACUGCUCAGAGGGUGCACCGUCAGGAACACAGAGGCCGUUGUGGGCAUUGUGGUUUAUGCAGGCCAUGAAACCAAGGCAAUGCUGAACAACAGUGGUCCGAGGUACAAGCGCAGCAAAUUAGAAAGAAGAGCAAAUACAGAUGUCCUCUGGUGUGUCCUACUUUUGGUUUUGAUGUGUUUCACUGGUGCACUGGGUCAUGGAAUCUGGUUGAGUAGAUAUGAAAAUAUACUCUUCUUUAAUAUCCCUGAGCCUGAUGGACAUGUCAUAUCACCAAUGUUGGCAGGAUUCUAUAUGUUUUGGACCAUGAUUAUUUUGUUACAGGUCUUGAUUCCCAUUUCUCUCUAUGUUUCCAUUGAAAUUGUGAAGCUUGGACAAAUAUAUUUUAUUCAAAGUGACGUGGAUUUCUACAAUGAGAAAAUGGAUUCUACUGUUCAGUGCCGAGCCCUGAACAUCGCCGAGGAUCUUGGACAGAUUCAGUACCUCUUUUCUGAUAAGACAGGAACCCUCACUGAGAAUAAGAUGGUUUUUCGAAGAUGUAGUGUGGCAGGCUUUGAUUACUGCCAUGAAGAGAAUGCCAAGAGGUUAGAGUCCUAUCAGGAAGCAGCCUCUGAAGAUGAAGAUUUUGCAGGCGCUCCCAGCGGCUCCCUCAGCAAUAUGGCAAAACUGAAGGCCCCCAGCUGCAGGGCAGUUCAUAAUGGGCCUUUGGGAAGUAAAUCCCCAACUCAUCUUGCUGGGAGCUGUUUUACUCUAGGAAGUGGAGAAGGAGCCAGUGAAGUGCCUCACUCCAGACAGGCUGCAUUCAGUAGCCCCAUUGAAACAGACGUGGUACCAGACACCAGGCUCUUGGACAAAUUUAGUCAGAUUACACCUCAGCUUUUUAGCCCACUGGAUGAGACUAUUCCAAGUCUGCCACUGGAAACUUUGUACAUUGUUGACUUCUUUAUUGCAUUGGCAAUUUGCAACACAGUAGUGGUUUCUGCUCCAAACCAACCGCGACAAAAGAUUGGACUCUCUUCACUAAGUGGAAUGCCCAUUAAGUCCUUGGAAGAGAUUAAAAACCUCUUCCAGAGAUUGUCUGUGCGAAGAUCAAGCUCACCGUCUCUUGCCAGUGGGAAGGAGCCAUCUUCUGGGGUCCCAAACCCCUUUGUGAGCAGACUCUCUCUCUUCAGUCGAGUGAAACCUGUUUCACCUGUGGAGGAAGAGGCCUCCCAGAUGAGAGCGAGCCCCCAGGCCUCUAGUAACUCAGCUUGCCCUACAGAGGUGGAGAUACAAACUAGUGAUGCAAGUGUCACAAAUGGCAAGGCGGAAUCCCUCCCUGGACAGCCCUUAGCCUCCAACCUGUGUUACGAGGCCGAGAGCCCAGACGAAGCAGCCCUAGUGUAUGCCGCCAGGGCUUACCGGUGCACUUUGCAGUCCCGGACACCGGAGCAGGUCAUUGUGGACUUUGCUGCUUUGGGACCAUUAACAUUUCAACUCCUACAUAUCCUGCCCUUUGACUCAGUAAGAAAAAGAAUGUCUGUUGUGGUGCGGCACCCCCUUUCCAACCAAGUUGUGGUGUAUACAAAGGGGGCUGAUUCUGUGAUCAUGGAGCUGCUCUCCGUGGCUUCCCCAGAUGGAGCAAGUCUGGGAAACCAGGAGAUGAUGAUAAGGGGGAGAACCCAGAAGCACCUGGACGAGUAUGCCGAGCGCGGCCUGCGCACUCUGUGCAUAGCAAAGAGGGUCAUGAGUGACACUGAAUAUACAGAGUGGCUAAGGAAUCAUUUUUUAGCUGAAACCAGCAUUGACAACAGGGAAGAAUUACUUCUUGAAUCUGCCAUGAGGUUGGAGAACAAACUAACCUUACUUGGUGCUACUGGCAUCGAGGAUCGUCUGCAGGAGGGAGUCCCUGAGUCUAUAGAAGCCCUUCACGAAGCUGGCAUCAAGAUCUGGAUGCUGACAGGGGACAAGCAGGAGACCGCUGUCAACAUAGCUUAUGCAUGCAAACUGUUGGCGCCAGAGGACAAGCUCUUUAUCCUCAAUACCCAAAGUAAAGAUGCCUGUGAGAUGCUAAUGGGCACAAUUUUGAAAGAACUUCAGAAGAAGAAUCCAGUCUCUGCCAAGCAAGCAUCAUUAAGUGAGGACUUACACCAGCCUCCUGCUGCCCAGGACCCAGGGCUGCGGGCUGGACUCAUUAUCACUGGGAAGACCCUGGAGUUUGCCCUACAGGAGAAUCUGCAGAGGCAGUUCCUGGAGCUGACUGCUUGCUGUCAAGCUGUGGUCUGCUGCCGAGCCACGCCCCUGCAGAAGAGUGAGGUGGUGAAACUGGUACGCAACCACCUCCGAGUGAUGACCCUGGCCAUCGGUGAUGGUGCCAAUGACGUCAGCAUGAUACAAGUGGCAGACGUUGGGAUAGGGAUCUCAGGUCAAGAAGGCAUGCAGGCUGUGAUGGCCAGCGACUUUGCUGUUUCUCAGUUUAAACAUCUCAGCAAGCUCCUUCUUGUCCAUGGGCACUGGUGUUACACACGGCUUUCCAACAUGAUUCUCUAUUUUUUCUACAAGAAUGUGGCCUACGUGAACCUCCUUUUCUGGUACCAGUUCUUUUGUGGGUUUUCAGGAACAUCCAUGACAGACUACUGGGUUUUGAUCUUCUUCAACCUACUUUUCACAUCUGCCCCUCCUGUCAUUUAUGGUGUUUUGGAGAAAGAUGUGUCUGCAGAGACCCUCAUGCAGCUGCCUGAACUUUACAAGAGUGGUCAGGGAUCAGAGGCUUACUUACCCCUUGCCUUCUGGAUCACCUUACUGGACGCCUUUUAUCAAAGCCUGGUCUGCUUCUUUGUGCCUUACUAUACCUACCAGGACUCAGAUAUUGACAUCUUUACAUUUGGAAACCCACUGAAUACAGCUGCUCUGUUCGUCAUUAUCUUCCACCUGGUAAUCGAAAGCAAGAGUUUGACCUGGAUCCACAUGCUGGUCAUUGUUGGUAGCAUCUUGUCUUAUUUUGUCUUCACCUUGGCUUUUGGAGCCAUGUGUAUAACGUGCAACCCACCGUCCAACCCCUACAGGAUUAUGCAGGAGCACAUGCUGGACCCAAUGUUCUACUUAGUUUGUGUCCUCACAACUUGCGUUGCUCUUCUACCCAGGUUUAUAUACCGCAUUCUUCAGGGAUCCCUGUUUCCAUCUCCAAUUCUGAGGGCCAAGCACUUAGACAGACUGACGCCAAAGGAGAGGACGGAAGCUCUCAAGAAGUGGAGAGGGGCUAGAAAGAUGACUCAAGUGACAUCUAAGUAUGCUGAUUACUCAGCUGACAAGUCAGAGAGAAGACCUAUGUCUGGUCCUUCUGCUGUCUUGGCAAUGAUGCCAGCAACUUCUUGUGCUGUUGAGCGAAGAAACGUAUGUCUAUGUGAAACUGCUUUAGACUCAGACUACUCUGAAACUAAGGCCUCAGGGAUGGCUGGACCCUCAAAGGGUUAAAAAAUAUUGUACCCUCCUUGGGGUUGCAAGUAUUCCUUCAGGUUUGGAAGAGGAACUUCGAAGAGGCACCUCCACUAAUCAGGGAUGACUUGGAUUUUCCUUAAGGUGCGUGAACAGUUUACUGGACUUGAAGGAGUGAAUGUGAUGACCUUUAUUGUAUGUUUAUAGAUACAUUUGUAAAAGAGGUUAGAGUUUGACCUGGACAGCAUUUAGGGAAGUGAAAAAUUUAAUUCAGAAUUAAAUGCUUUUAUGAAACUUUUUGGAUUUUGUAAAAGUAUUUUAGUUGUCUUAGAAAUGCAAACAUUUUCAAGGGGAUUCAUUUGAGACAUAUUUAUUUUACUGGGAGAGCUCUGAUUCCAGGGAAAUGCUUUGAAUGAGCAUACUCUAAUUGAAUGAUUUUAAUUAAGAAAACAGUGUUUAGAUUGAUUAGUUAGAACUCAGAGGAAAUUUCCACAUGAAAAAAAUGUUAUCAGUGGUUUACAGAGAAAAAAUUACCAGGAACCUUUUAAACAACAAUGUACCCAAAAUUGGGUAAUAAUUCUACUAGUUGAAAUAUAGCUAGCAAUUAUUAAUAGCUUUUUAUUUCCUUUGGUCUUCUGACUGAAGAUGUUAGGCAUACCUCUCUGCUCAUUUCAGUGUUCUCCUGAGGAGCCUGUAUUGGCAGGGGUGAGGGAUACCAAGGUUCCAUAGGAAUGUGUUCUUCUCUCAGCUUCCAGUCAGAAGAUGACCUUUUAAGAGGUCUGCCUUUGUGCAGAUGUUAUCAGCUGGGAAACAGAGGCCAAGGUAAGGAAGACAGAAUCAACUGAGUCUACAGCCCAUUUGGCAAUUUCCUAUAUUCUGAAACUAACAAAAACAUGAUCAAAAUGAGGCAAUUUAAAAACAAUCUCAAGAGAUUAUUUGAGGGUUCAUAGUCUUUAAAAUACCCAACAACUUUUCUUGUAUUGUAACCUCUAAAAAUGAGGUAUUAUAAUUUGAGACUAAUACAAGUGAUUCUCAGAGGAUCCCAUGAGAUUCUUAGAAAAAAAAAAAUACUUUUGAAUAUAUUUUAGGACAGAAAUGUCUAAAGCCAAGUAAUUGCUGCUGCAAAUCAUGUAAACUGGCUUUAGUUGGACCAAAGAAACUAAUGCUCCAUGUCUAAAUCAAGGUCUUCUUAAUGACUAUUAAACUAUUAUUCUCAGGGUUCAAUAUUCUACCUGCUACCUACUGUCCUGGUCUGACACUUUUUGUACUUCUGUUAUUGCAAAUAGUCUUUUUAUAUAGACUGAUUUCUAGAACUUUCAAAAUCCCAUAAGGCUAAUGGAGGUUGUGUUCUGUUUUCUUAUGAUUUUUUAAAAAAUAAACUGUUUGGCAAAUAA